Messenger RNA from Notodromas monacha, 2507 nucleotides. The record is from the annotation of a GenBank genome assembly. NCBI's taxonomy places the organism in Eukaryota, Metazoa, Arthropoda, Ostracoda, Podocopida, Cyprididae.
AUGAAAGGCCGACAAAGAAGAGAGAGAGAGCCGUCGUUUGUUGAUGACUGGCGGAUGAGGCAUAAUAUUGUCACGGGGUUUCCAGCUCUCGGUGUCGGCGCAUUAGGCGCCCCCGGGCCAGCGGUCACGUUCCCGGGCUGCUCAUCAACGUCGAGCCUGGCCGAAGAUAUGGUUUUUCCGAGUGACGGGGUUCAGUCGUCGUCGUCGGCGAGGGGGAGGGGGGUUGCUUUGAUUAUUGCGGAUCCCGGGGUACGGGUCUCGGGGUUGUUGAGCACCGCGGCUGCGAUUUUCGGCGAUGGGCCUCCGGGGCCGGAUAGCGCCGGGUCCGUCGUUGGACCGACAGUCCUGGAUUCAAUCCUGUUGUUGACACUCUCCCUGGGUCUGUGUGUGGCCAGCAUGUGUCAUCCCUUCGACAUGACCGACAUCACCUUCGCCGCAAUCGUCAGAAGCAGAGAAACUCACGGCGACCGACGAGCCAACGAAUCUUCCUCCAUCACGUCGAAAUCGUCACGACCGACAGCGAGCAGUGAUGACGCCGAGUGCAGAGCCCACGGCGUCGACACUUCCACGACUUCCGGCGAUCGUUUACCUGAGCCAGGUGGUCUCCAUUUUGGAUAAACGAGUGAAAAAAAACGUGGAAAAAAUGCAGAACUCAUAAAACACCAAGGGAAAGAAAUAAUUGAUUAUUCCGGACCGACGAGGAACAGUGUGGGGACAACAGAAAAUAAAAAAAGAGUUACCGCUUCCCCGAUCGAGACGGAAGCGAGGAUGAACCGACGGCGAAUAUGUGGGUGGGAAAAUGCGAAGCGGAAACUGCUAUUUGGCGUGACGUGACUUGACGUGACGUGACGAGCGUCGACGACGACGAUGAGGAGCGGGAAAAGGAGGAGAUGAGUGAGAAAAACGUGUACUGACGAGACGGGCGUGCAAACAAGUUUUAUUUCAUCUCCCCGCGUUGUGUAAGGGGUACCUUGUUAAUUCGCGGCGGCUUCCAAAACGGCAGAAACUGUCGGAAAUCGUUCCCCAUUGUUUGACCCCUCCAUGGUAAAAAAAAAAAACUUGCUGACAUUUCCAUCUCGAACCCCAAGAAAGCGUCUCUCUAUCUCGCUCUUCGGAUUCCUUGCGUACAGUGGAACCUCUGUUCUCCAGGUUGUCUACUUUUGAACGAUAAAAAAGUCUUGGCAGAUCUAAAAUAAAAUGUUCCAACAUUAUUGCUCGUGAACCUGCACUGUGACCUUGCCCCAAAUAUUCUCCGUUUGAGCAGCGCCGAAGUUUAUCCCUACAUUUUCCGGAAGGAAUCCUUCUUUCAAAUCAGCUUCAAUUUGGAAUCCUGAAAACGUUCAAUUUAAAACAGGCAGUUUUGAAACAUACGCUUGAAAAAAUGACAGAGACUGCCAUGUCCGAGGUUUUGAUGAGUAUAUUAUCGUAUCUUUGAAGAUAUUAAUUCUCCACGCUUGGCUUUUUCAACAGGAAGUCCACGAUUUCAGCCCAAACAUUCCGUUUUAUCAAUAUUUAGAAAAAAUCUUGCAGACAAUUGCAGCAAGGAAAUUAAUAUGACAAUAACUUGAUAUUUUCUUGUCCACGAAUGUUUUGGAAAACGUUGGAGUCUGCGACUAUACCCAGGACAUGAACAAACCCUUGCUCACCAUCAGUAGACUAACCACAGAUGGAAUUCUUGGAAAAUUCUCACACUCACUUUCAGAAGCACUAAAAAUUCCCAAGAGAAGGCAAAUCACUUUAAAACAUGUUGCAUAGCAUUAUUUACAUGACUUUGUACUUGUCUUCUCUCAAUUCCAACCUGGACAAACAAAAAUCGACAGACAUGUAGUAUUAAUUUUUUAAAAUAUAUUAUCUUCCAUUUAUGUUUCCCUCGGAUAAUUUCCAAUUAUGAUCAGUAAAAUGUUUGCAAAAAUUAUCAACCUCGUCAAGCCCUCGUACUUCAUUCGAACAACAAUUUUGGAUCUUUCUGAUCCAUUCAUCCCCAGUUUCCAUGGCGUUACGCGCUCUUCUAUACACACGAACGAAAUUUUUAUAAUUUCAAGAAGUGCAAUAAAUAGUCGGAAAUACAGAAGCACGGAUAACAGAGGUUCUGCUGUACUAUGAUUCAGUCUGGAAACAAUUAAUAUUAAUUGAGUUGUUAGACCCCGAAAGCACCACGUCGAUCGUCGACGCGGAAGGAAAAUCACGGUGAACUUCGAUGUGAUUGUGUGUUUUUUUGUACGCAUUCGGGCAUUCCUGCAACCAUAUUUUCCCGUCUCGUCAAUCAAACGCGUGCAUCUGCUGCAAAUGGGAACUUCAGCAAUCGAUCGUUUGUAAAUUUUUCAAAUUCGAAUCUCGCUGAAAAAAGAAAACAAAUCUUGUGAACAUUGUUUCGUUGUUUCGGUGAGGGAUGAACUCGAGAGGGUAAGAGAAAAGGAAAAUACGGAGAGCUUCUAGAAGCAGGAAGAUGACCGUUGUCGAUUUGCGUGAAAGUUGUCAUGAAUCGGAGGGUUGCGAAUGAAUGAGAU